AUGCUCCAUCACGAGCUUGGAGUUGCGGAGGUCAAGUGUACUCUGGGCCCAAUUGAUGUGGUGACGGGGGACUAUCUCGCUGAAGCCAAUUUGGCCCAAAAUGCUGAAAAUUACCAGGCUGGAGCGCAUCAUGGAUAUGAUCCCAAUGCGCUGGAAGGAUUAAAAUUGUCCCUCGAGGUGGCUGCAGAGCGGCGGAUUAAACUCAUUGUCAAUGGUGGCGCUUUGAACCCGGAAGGGCUGGCAAAGGUCGUUGAUUCCAUGGCUCGAGAGAAGAAGUUGGACCUCAAGGUAGCUUGGUUGGUCGGUGACGAUGUGAAAAGUCAAUUCAUCUCGAUGCUUAACAGCGGGGUGACGCACCUGGACGGAGACAAUGCUGCAUGUUUUCUAACUCCCGAAACUCGGACUUUUCUCGAAACUCCAGCCCGUUUUGAUAUUGUCACGGCUCAUGCAUAUCUCGGCGCUCGAGGUGUGAAGAAAGCAUUGGACCUUGGAGCCGACAUCAUAAUUUGCGGCAGAGUGUCAGAUGCCAGUCCUGUCAUUGGGGCUGCUUGGUGGUGGCAUCAAUGGAACGACACCGACUACGACCAGCUGGCAGGAUCCCUGGUGGCAGGGCACCUCAUUGAAUGUAGUGGCUAUGCCACAGGGGGCAACUUCUGCGAAUUUUUUCAAUUCCCUCUACAGAACCUCGUUGACAUUGGCUUUCCAAUCGCGGAGAUUGAUGCUACAGGAUCAAGUAUCAUCACCAAACACGAAGGUACGCGUGGCUUUGUGACAGUGGACACCUUGAAAGCGCAACUUCUCUACGAGAUCCAAGGCAAUAUAUAUCUCCACAGCGACUCCAAAGCGAAUCUUUCCAACGUGGUCAUGGUCGAGGAAGGACCAAACAGGGUCAGAGUCACCGGCACUAAAGGGCACCCACCGCCACCAACGACAAAGCUGGCCGCUUUCUAUCGUGCAGGCUGGCAAUGUGAAUAUACCCUCACGGCCACCGGCUAUGCGACGGCAGAGAAAUUUAUACUGCACGAACAGCAAAUUCGUUUUCGUUUGCACGAGGUCGGAGAGCACGAUAAUUUUCAGGUGCUGGAAUUCCAGGUCUACGGUCUUCCUGAGACCAACCCUGAGUCUCAACUACGAAGCACCACUGCGAUUCGAGUAUUUGGACAAGCAAAAGAAAAACACACGGUCGAAGCGCUAGCCAACGCCAUGUUGGAAAGUCUUUUACAACACUAUGCGGGUAUGCAUGGUACUUUGGACUGGCGAACACUCGUACCAAAGGUGUACUUGGCUUAUUGUCCGUGUCUGAUCGCGCAGAGUGACCUGACAGAGGCCGUUCAUAUCAUCGACCAAAAUGGAGCCGUCCAGGUGGUCAAGAGUGGCUCUCCAUCAAAGUACGAAGAGGUGCCAGCGCGAGUGGACUAUGACACGGAAUCUCCCAUUGAUUGCUCGACAUUUGGCCCUACCCAGGAUGCCCGUCUAGGCGACGUGGUCUUGGCCCGUUCGGGUGACAAGGGAGCCAACUUAAAUGUAGGCUUCUUCGUCCGCGAGGACGAUGAAUGGGACUGGCUACGGAGCAUCUUGGAUCACAAAGCCAUGAUACGCCUCAUGGGGAAAGAAUGGCAGGAUGAGUACAAAUUGGAGAGGUGCGAACUGCCUGGAAUCCGUGCCGUCCAUUUCGUCAUCUACGGUAUACUGAAGAGAGGAGUAAGUUCGACGGCUCGCCUGGAUGCAUUAGGCAAAGGGUUUGCCGAGUUCAUGCGCGACCGAUGGUUAAAGAUCCCAGUCAAGUUCUUACACCGGUAUGCUGAGAGCCGUCCCGCCAGUCAUAAGGGUCUUCCGCUAAUUCCAUGUAAAUGA
Molecule: messenger RNA, 1854 nt
Organism: Fonsecaea monophora
Lineage: Eukaryota; Fungi; Ascomycota; Eurotiomycetes; Chaetothyriales; Herpotrichiellaceae
Exons: 5
Coding region: 1-1854 (617 amino acids)
Source: RefSeq, a predicted model, not a curated record